AUGAUCAGCACAGCAUUGGGAAUCCCACUCGAUGAUACCGUCAUCCGAUCGCUUGCCACUACGUCGAAUCAAUGGGAAUCACCACCAUCCAAGAUAGUUACUCUGCAGCUAAACAGCAUCCCCGGUUGGCUGCAAGAUGACAGCCGCGAACGCCAGGAAUGGGAGAUUUCUUUUCCCGAAGCGCCAGGUGGCAGGUUGAUCCUUGAUGCUCAUUUUGAAGGCCUGACGGCUCUCAAUGAUGUAGACCGGGAACUCCAUCACACUGAGUGUGUAUGAAUGACUCCAGAAUGCUCUAUCUCAUCAAUACAUGCUGAGUAAGGUAACAAAAGCUGCAUUGCCAUCUCUGGGUUAGCCAGCCAUCCUUUUGGCUCAUGGCAGCCCCACGGCUACGAUAAGUCCUUCAUGUGGAUUAGGGAUGAAGUUCCUAGAUCCAUCCCCGGAACCCGAAUGAUACUAUAUGGCUACAAUUCUCACCUUGUAGGGAGCCAGUCUUUUCAGUCUAUCAAUGACAUUGCUCUUGGGCUUAUUCACCAGCUGGAGACUGGAGGCUGGAACCUAAGCACGUCCAAGCCUAUUGUUUUCCUGGCUCAUAGCCUCGGUGGUAUUGUUCUAAAAGAUGCUAUCGUCCAAAUAGCCGACCGCGAGAUCGUAGCCUCCAUGCUUGAUAGGGUCAGGGGAGCGAUCAUGUUCGGCGUGCCCAAUUUGGGAAUGUACCAGUCUCACUUGAUCGCGAUGACCCAAGGGCAGUCUAAUGAGAUGCUAGUUCAGGAUCUUUCACGAGCGAAUGGCAAUGCAUACCUACGCCAUCUUAAUACUCGCUUUGAUGGAUUGUCAUUUAUUAAAAAGUCCCAGAUUUAUUGGGCUUACGAGACCAAGGAGUCCACCAUAGCAGCUGUAAGUAAUCGUGAGACUUGAUUAAUCUUUCCGGGUCGAGGCCAACAUCUAAUAUAAACAUCUCUGUUAGCAGCAAGCAGAUGGAAGCUGGGUUAGGAAUGGCCCUCCUCAGCUCUUAGUCAACCCAGAUUCUGCGACCUGUCACUAUAACAGUAAGAACAAAGCCAUGACGGUCCCUAUUGACAAAGACCACUCUUCUUUGGUGAAGUUCUCGAGCGGGGACAAAGACUUGAACACGAUAAUAAGCAUUAUUUCCAACAUUUGCGCUCAAGAGCAUCUUGGAAGCCAGUUGGCGUGGGUUGAUAAACGCCCAGCAUGUGAUGACGCGCGACAAGAGAAUGGGCCAUGAUUGAAGUUCGAUGUCAUAUCAUUGGAAAGCACAGAAGCUUUGAAGAGUCUGCGUCAAAUUCUAACUUCAAUCAAAGGUAACUCUAGGCAAGCAUCCAACCACACCUUCCCAGCCUUGCUGAUGCCGAGAACUAGAUAUCCACAAUAGUCUCUACUCAGAAGAGCUUGAUUAUCGGAUGGAACAAAUCGAGAGCCCUUUCCAGGAGACUUUCAAAUGGAUCUUCGAAAUGUCUUUGUUUUGCAAGUGGCUCCAGGAAGGAUCGGGUCUUUUCUGGAUCAAUGGCAAACCUGGAUCUGGAAAAUCCAUACUUAUGAAGUACAUCUACAGCAGCAAACUCACCUGGGAGCUCUUGCACGACUGGAGGCGAAGUACGCAGAAGGUGAGAGAGAUCACAGCGGGGUUCUUCUUUCACUAUCGAGGGACACCGCUCCAAAAAUCCUUUGAGGGCAUCUUAAGAAGCGUCCUACUCCAGAUCCUUGAUCCUUAUUUUGAUGCGUUUCAAAAGCGUUGGGAGAAGUUUCCUUACCUACAAGAAAAAGAACGAAAAGCCACCAUGGAUAUUGAAAACUUAACAGAGGAGUCACAAAAUCAAGAAAAAUCAUUUGCAUCGGAGAGCUUCAGAAAGUUGAUCCGAAAGAAGGAGGCCGAGAUUAUUUCUUACCGUAAAGAGAUGGAAAUCCUAGCCACUGAUUUCAUAUCGGCCUCCACGGCACCCGAAACAAUUUUCAUCUCCCAGGUGGCGUCAAACUAUUAUCAUUGCACAGAAGGUCGAAUUGACAGACUGGAGAAGACACUGAGUCUGUUGUUGGACCAGGAUAUUAUACAGAUGGAUAUUGUUUUAUUCUUCGACGCCCUCGAUGAGUUUGAUGGGCACAUCGACAUGAUUAGUCGAUUUCUGAAUAGUUUAGUGCGAGUCUCUGCGCCAGGGACACGGUUGAAGCUUUGUUUUUCCAGUCGGCCGUGGAAAGCCUUACAGGGUCACUUUUCUACUUAACACAGCAUUUCCUUGCAGGAAUACACUAGAAAUGACAUCGCGCUGUAUGCAGCGAGCAAGAUUACGGGCCUAAGCUGGAACGGUCCCUCCGCACUCUCGCUUGUACCUCUCAUAGUCACCAGAUCAAGCGGUAUUUUUCUGUGGGUGAAACUCGCCGUUAGAGAGGUGCUUGCCGCCGCUUCAAGCGCUUCAGAAAAUCCGUCAUUGAACGACCUGGAACAAAUAUUUCUUCAACUUCCAGAUGAUCUUCAUUCAUUUUAUGAGCUAAUCAUCGAACGCAUUACACAGACCAAUCGCCGAAAGACCUAUGCACUACUGGAACUCAUCAUCCAUCAGCAAACCCCACUGCCAGUGGGUGGUUUAUGGGUUGCUGUGAUGGUAUCUGGAUGUUCUUCUUUCAACGAUGCGUUGCAGCAUUUCCAUUACCUAGGAAAUCCCUGCAGGAAGCAGAUAUUUUGGCUUAGGGAGGGGGCCUUUGAAAUCAACCACGGUUUACCGCAGCUGAUGCAUCAGACGGUUCUAGAAUUUGCCACGGGAUUAUCGUUCAAGAAAAUAGUGCUAGGUGCCCUGGCUCCAAUUGUCGUGGAGAACGGGCACUUUCUGCUUCAAAUACCUCAUCACCGCGGCGGUUUACGAGCACCCAAGCACAUGUAGGACUAGAGACAUAUCCCAGCUAUCUUCCCAACUUGCGCAUGAGAAGGAACUAGUCUACCACGCUGAGCAGUCCGAGCUUACAACAGGGCAUAGCCAGCUCGACUUCAUUGAAAGCAUACCUCGAAAGGAAUUGCAAAACUACACUAAUCUGCCGAGCGAUGUCAACCGGGCGGCUGCUGCGGAUGUUCUCUCAUUUGCUUCAAAGAGUGGCCUAGCCCUUUGCCUGAGAGAUUGGAUUGAGAAGAAUGUUGAAGAGCUCGUGCAUGUAUGCCGUGAUACGAUAUGCCCACUUCUUUGUCUCGCCAUUUUCUGCCCAAAGUCUGGGAAGUUUAACGGCCGAUACAUUGAGAUGGCCAGGCUUCUUAGAGAAUGGAUUCGAACUCAACCAAGACCCUGGAUUUUUCACGACUCUAAUCGCACAAGUGUGGGUGAAGUGGACUGGGAUAGCUGAGCAGAAUAAGGGAGUCCCCAUGCCAGCUCUUCAAGAACUAGUUGCCCUUGCUUUGGACCACGGACAAGGCCCAAACAUUGCGGUCAAUGUUCCAUCUUACGACAAAGACAGAUGCGAUACAGCCAGCCCAAUCCAUUUAGCCCCGCCUGCCCUAGCCGAGAAGUUGGUCCAAUUUGGGGCAGAUCCUAAUGCUCGUGACUCUUCCAACAAAACACCCCUGGACUGGGUCUUAAAAUCUACAUACAGCCCUACUGCGAUUAAGACCCCAAUGAGUCUUUACGAAUGGAGGCAUCAAAUGAUCGAGAUCCUUAUCAAAGCUGGCGCGAAGAUCUCGCCCCAGCAAUAUACUACAUUGGCGAGAUGGCUAAAGGAAUUUGAAAGGAGGGGGUUGGAUAUUGUCACUCUACGAGAUGCUCUUAAGGCUGAGUAUGUAAAUACGCCGGAAAUCGAGGCAAACAACCUACCUACGCCGGAAAUCGAGGCGAACAACCUACCUGUACGUAGAAAGCUUCGCCAUAAGCUGGUAAAGUUCUUAAAGGGUAGCUAA
Clonostachys rhizophaga is the source of this 3889-nucleotide messenger RNA. Lineage: Eukaryota; Fungi; Ascomycota; Sordariomycetes; Hypocreales; Bionectriaceae. The record is from the annotation of a GenBank genome assembly.